Messenger RNA from Tetranychus urticae (two-spotted spider mite), 2896 nucleotides. Its product is annotated as tRNA (guanine(10)-N(2))-methyltransferase TRMT11. Gene Ontology annotation, cellular component: cytoplasm. The record is from RefSeq and is a predicted model, not a curated record. Gene Ontology annotation, biological process: methylation. Gene Ontology annotation, molecular function: nucleic acid binding; tRNA (guanine(10)-N2)-methyltransferase activity. Lineage: Eukaryota; Metazoa; Arthropoda; Arachnida; Trombidiformes; Tetranychidae.
AUACUCACAUGUUGUCAUGUGCUUACCUAUUGUUUACAUCUGUAUGCUAUCUGUAUUCAAAUUUUAAUUGUUAUGAUAUAAAAUCAAUAAAACUUAAUUGUUUGCAUGUUAAUUUAAUAGUAAAUUAAAUUUUUUCAAACUUCAUUUUAAUGCAAUAUUUAACUGAUUCAAAAUAUCAAAGUCACUUCUCUCUGUAAUCCAUGUCUUACUUACAACUGGACUAAUUUAUUUAGUGAAUUUAUUGUGAACGUUACUAAAUGGCUUAUCGUUAUUUAAUUUGGUUUUGCCAGGAAUGUCCUGCUUUCAGACUAGCUGAAUUUGAAGCUUUAUUAACAUUAUUCAAAUGCGAGGCAAAAAUUUGUUGUCCAAACAAAGAAAAGCCUUUUCUUGUUGUUCAAAGCAAUCAGAGGGAAGACGAGGAAAAACUUAUUCAAGUUACAAAAAGGUCAGUUUGCGUACGAUCAUUAAUCCAUCUGUGGGCUGACUCAACAUCCCGUGAAGCCCUGUUUUCACAACUGAAAAACUGCGAGUUCAUCAAGCAAAAAGAGUACGCUGGCAAAGAAAGAUCUUUCCGAAUAAACGUUGACACAUAUGGGAAAAAAAUUACUCUCCAAACUAAAGUUGAUAAAAUUGAGGAACUUGCAUUCUUGCCAUUUGAAGGUCCGAUCAACUUGAAUAAACCUGAUAAUAGUUUCCAGCUGAUAGAAUAUUAUGGAUUAUUGUCCAAUUCAGCUCCAGAUGAACCAUAUGAACUUUAUUUUGGGCGUUGGCUAGCUGAUGGUGGUAGAAGAUUCUCACUUGAUGUUAGUUUAAAAGAACGUAAAUUCAUAAGCAAUACUUCAAUGGUUCCAUGGUUAACUGCUAUUAUGUCCAACCUGGCUCUAGUUAAAGAUGGUGAUGUUGUUAUUGAUCCCUUUGUUGGUUCUGGGUCUUUGUUGAUUGCUGCCGCCAAAUUUGGAGCUUACACGAUUGGAAGUGACAUUGAUUAUUUAUUACUCCAUGGUAAAAGAAAGCCAUCGCGUCGAUAUGUAAAGCAACGUGAUCCAGAUGAAAGUGUGUUUGCAAAUUUUGCACAAUAUGAGAUAACUUCUCAGUAUCUUGAUGUUAUUGUUUCCGAUGCUUCCAAGCCCUGUUGGCGGCCAUUUGAAUUUGAUGCUAUUAUAACAGAUCCGCCGUAUGGAAUCCGAGAAAACUCUCGAAAAAUCGGAACUGACAAAUAUGAUAUGACUUAUAAAGUUCCCGAAGAAUAUAUCGAUUGUCAUUAUCCAUCCAAAGUACUGUACCGAUUUGAAGACAUACUCAAAGAUUUAUUUGCCUUGGCUUUGAAAAAUCUAAAAAUUGGUGGCAGAUUAGUCUUCUGGAUACCAAGAAUUACUGAUUAUAAAAUGGAAGAUAGCUUACCUCAUCAUCCAUCAUUUAAAUUGAUUUCUUGUUGUAAUCAAGACAUGAAGUUAAAUGUUUCAAGAGUUUUGGCAUGCUAUGAAAAAUUGUCAAAUGAAUCCAACAAUGAAAUUUUUAUACCUUAUGUAAUUAAAAAUUUUAGGGAACUUUAUUUUACAGGAAUAGCAGAACUAAAUGAUACCAAACAAGAAAGACAAGCGAAACAUCGCCAGUUUUUGGGACAGAAGGAGAUGAAUUGAGAGUGAAUCCACCAAAAUGUCAAACAAAUACACACCAUUAUGAUAGAUGCAGUUACAGAAUUUAAAAAUAUAUUAUAAAUAAAACGAGAAGUGAUCAUCAUUCAUGAAACAUCAAUAUCAUAAUCAGCAAGAAAGUCAUCACUUUGAUCAUUCCAAAAAUAUUAAGCUCUUUUAGCUCAACAAUUUAAUUUGCUGUUACUCCUUGGGAAGAUGAAGAUUGUCGAAUCGUCCAGAAUGUUUAUUCCUGUUCAUGUUUUCGUUGAUCGUCAUCAUCAUCCAUUGUUUGAUGGCAACAGCAAGAAAUCAGCAAACAAUUUGAUGAUGAAGUUUAAAAUGAUUGAAAACAAAGAUCCAAAUCACUGCAACACCUUCAAGAUGAUUGGAUUUAACCACAAAAAAAUGUUAUAUAACAUUAACCCAAGCACAUUACAUCAAGACAUUCGGCUUCACCAUAAUUUGUCUUCACCAUUCCAUCAUUUGAAUCACCUUUCCAUCAUCUUCUCCGUUUUAUUGGCUUUGUUUUACUAUCAUCUUCUUCAUCUUUCAAGAGUUUUAAUGAACCCGAAAAAUUUUAAUUAGUGGUUAAAUGAAGUUGUAUUAUCUUACCUUGUGACAAUUGUUUUACUGGAUUAAGGAUUGAAAUCUUUGAAUCUCCAUUUUUGAAAAGCAAACAAAAAGUGUCUCGCAAUCGUGAAAAAAAGAUUGAAUAGUUUACAGGUUAAAUAAAAUGUUAUAAAAAUGAUUCCUUUUGAUUAAAUCCUAUUCCUUGAGUAACAAAAUCAAAACAAUCCUCUAAUUUUCCCAUGAUAUUACUCAUAUUAUCACUCCAUGUCAAUCUCUCUGAGUAACAAAACCUCUUCCUAUUUGCACUCUUGUCAACUAUUAUGUUUUAAUUUUCAAUUCCUGGGGAAAAAAUGUUUUGUUUGCAAUGAGAAAUGCAUUGAAAUCGCAAAUCCAUUAUUCACAAUCAACAAAAAUGAACAUAUACACCAGAUUUGAUUGUAUUUACAAUGUUAAUUGUUGCAAACAAACAAAACUCAACAAAUUUUCUGGCUUGAAGUAAAUAACUAACUAAAUUGAAAAUACAAACAACAUAACAAAUUUUAAUUUUGUUUCCCUCCGUACAAAAAAAGAAACAACAAAUAAAAAAAACAUGAUAGAUAAACAAAAAUGGAUGAAACCAUGAAGAGAAAAUCAUAAAUAAAUCUUUUUUUCUUUUGUGUAUAUCUAUGAUUAAAUAUGUACACAUAAACUAA